UCGACGACGGUGACCGAAGCGUCCUCAACAUGCCGUCCCUCGCUGUCCAGGAGUCUCUCUCUCCCAACGUCUCGUGGGAAGCGGACGAGAAGCCACUCAACUCGGACGCUUUUGGUCACCUUGAGCUGCAGACGGACGGAGGAGAUCUCGAUGACGCUCAGUCCGAAGACCCGACAAGUGGUUGCGACAAGACUAUCUUUUCUGAAGACUGCAAGAACUACCAGGAGGUUUUUAGAUUCUCCAAGGACCACAAGGAGCUUUUUGGAGACUUCGAGGACUCCAAGCAAGCUUCUGGACUGAGUCAGCAAGCGGCCAGCAAAUCUGCAACAUUCAAAUGUGACGUGAACGGUGGACAUACUGAGGCGAUGAACGACGGAACCACCAUCAAGAAAAGGGGAACUGACCUGAAAUGGAUCCAUGAAGAAGGAAAAUGUUCGAAGGAGAAGGACAGGAGACUGGAUGCCCCCAAAGAUCGGAAGAAAGCAAAGGAUGAAGGUAGUCAGGUGCUGGAACAUGAGGCGCUGGACCGCGGCUGGGCGUGGCUGGUGCUGUUCGGCUCCUUCGUCGUCGGGGCUGUGAUGGGUCUCCUCAUUCCUUGCUAUGGGAUCUUGUUUUUUGACUUGCUCACGAGCUUCAACGCGUCCUCUACGGUGACCUCAGCGAUAUUCAUCGUAGGAGUCUUCGUUGUCACCUGCGCCAACAUGGUGGCGGGGCCGCUGACGGAGCAGUUUGGGUGGCGAUGCGUGGCUGUGGGCGGCGGGGUCCUUGCCUUCGUCGGCAUGGCAGCCUCCGCCUUCACCCCCUCCCCCUACUUCCUUUUCUUCUCUUACUCCAUUCUCUCAGCUCUCGGCCAAGGACACUGCGUUUUCGUAUCAUACGCAGUCAUGCCACACUACUUCAAGCGACGAAUCGGCAUGGCUAACGCACUCAUGGCGUCGGGAGUUUGCAUCGGCGGCAUAGUCGGGCCUCCAGUGGUAACCUUCCUGCAGGAGCAAUACGGCUUCAAGGGCGCCACUCUCAUCGUGGCGGCGUUUGCACUCAACUUUUGCCUUGCUGGUGCCUUGUUCCGCCCGCUGCAGAGACCCAGUAACGUGAAUAAGACCACGGAGAGCACGGACAAGGAAGCCAAGGACAAGGAGAUCAAGCACAAAGCGAUCAAGGACAGGGACACGAAUAACAGUGAGGACCAGGAGGUCAGAAAGAGUAUGAAUAAGAUUGCAGCCACGGGCGAAGACAAGAAUGGACUAUGCUGUGUGGCGAGACAGAUGGUCUCCUCCGUGGUCACAAACAUGAAACUCUUAAAAAACUCUCACGUUGCCCUUAUAACCCUUAGUGGCGCCUUGGUGAUGGCCGGAUACAUGAACCUCUCCUCUCUGGUGCCCUUCCUCAUCCAGGAGUACGGGCACACGCAGGAGACGGCGGCGUGGUGCUUGUCCGUGGCCAACUUCUGCAAUCUAGCCGCCCGCUUCCUCUUGGCCUCAUGCAUUGACUUCUCCUGGUUCCACAUCCGCGGCUGCUUCAUUGUCUCCGCGGCCAUGGUAUCCUCUGCUACAGUGGGUGCUCUCCGUGACUUUAGUGGCAGCUACACCAUCAGUCUGUACUUCAUCGGCGCCACUGUUUCCAUCUCCGCCAUCCUCAUCCUCCUCGUCCCCACCGCCAUGGCCUAUGAUAAGCGAAAGGAAAAGAGGCAGCUGAAAAAGGACGUUGAGCUGGGAGGCUGAAGUUUGGUAACUCCCGCAGCACCCACGAAAAGCCAAGAGAUAAUCAACUGCGCCGUAAGGAAACUCCAGCCAAGCGGUCCUCACUCGUCACCGCCACUACCCCGUGCAGCCCCCGCCCCGCCCCGCCCCGCCCCGCCCCGUCCCGGGCCCCGAGCAAUCCUGUCGCAUCCUGUCGCCGCACCUCUCACUACCGCCGUAGCCGCCGCCGCCCGCCUGAUUUGGCGGGCAGUCUUUUAUGCAUGAGCCGGAUCGAAACAUAAAAGCGUUUUAUUCAUGUUUCCACAAAACGAAUAAAUUUUAAGACAAU
This is a messenger RNA of Eriocheir sinensis (Chinese mitten crab), 2028 nucleotides long. RefSeq names its product monocarboxylate transporter 4-like. The transcript has 7 exons. Gene Ontology annotation, biological process: monocarboxylic acid transport; transmembrane transport. Gene Ontology annotation, molecular function: monocarboxylic acid transmembrane transporter activity. Bases 30 to 1721 code for a protein of 563 amino acids. NCBI's taxonomy places the organism in Eukaryota, Metazoa, Arthropoda, Malacostraca, Decapoda, Varunidae. The record is from RefSeq and is a predicted model, not a curated record.